UGCAGUCAAGAGUCUCGAGGCACUUUGCUCCUCGAAAGUCAAAGCGCUGCUUUAGAUGGGCAUCUGCGUGCUAUGCCACACCAAAGCCGAAAGGCUGCGAAACGCCUAUUUAAAGGCGCCGAUUUAUGUGUCCCACCUCGACGAACCCCCGCUCUCCUCAUCUCGCGACCGCUGAUCACAGGUCUCCACUCUCCAUCUUACACCACCAUAGCUCCCUUCGCGCUCCCCCUGCGCUCGAUCGACAUUCCACCUCGUCUUCCUCCUCACACCCUCUCAUCUCGAUCCUGACUUCAUUCCCUUGCCACUCGGCGCCCAUCCCCUCACUGUGACGCUUCCAUACUGCCGACCAUCACUGCAGCCAAGAUGCUCUUCGAGCUCUGGUCCGACUCGCAUUCUGCGCCUAUCCUUUUCAACUUCGUAGUUCUCCUCCCUUGGGUCAUCCUCGUCGCAUUCGUGGCCCGCUCCGCCUUUCGGUCCAUCUCAAGACGCGCCCGUCCGAAUACUCACAUAGCUCAACGCGAAGACUUUGCAAAGAUGUCCUUUGUGCUGAGCCUAUGCGAAAGGACGUACGCAGCGCCCGGACUUCUCCAGAACAACGCGAUACUAUGGGACCAUACAAUGGUGCGGGUUGCCCGGUCCGGGGUCAUUUGGAUUUGGCAAAGGAACAGCACUCCACCAGAACAAAGACAAUGGAUCAUUGCGAUCAAAGGCACUUCGAAUAUACGCGACCUUUUCCAAGACGGGCGCCUCUUGCUCGAUACCGCGCGGCCUGGCCGAUUCAACAAGUGGCAAAGAGACGCUUUCGCGCUCCGCAGGCAGGUUGAAGAAUUGUUGACGGAACUCGGAGUCAACUUGGACGAGGACAAGGUAACCUUCAUCGGUCACUCUCUUGGUGCAAGCCAUGCAGAGUAUUUGCUGCAUUUCUUCCGCCAACGAUCAAGAACCCAAACAAACCUUUACGGCUUCACAAUCGAUUCCCCAGGUCAGCCACCCAGCUUUCGCAUCGAAACAGGGAUGCAAGGGCCGCUACCAAAUCUGACGACGCUCAACGCGCCACCCAAUCUCUUCAAUACGCUCAAUGUACCUGUCGCCCAGACCCUGUACUGCUGCGGGGACGGGCCCGACGUUCACUUGAACAUAGUGUGGAACGUAAUCAGUACCAGCUAUAAUUUCAGUGCGGAUGUGGCCUGGUUUGCGCUGAAGGCAUUUGGCAGAUAUUCCGCAAACCACUACUUGAAGAGCAUCAAAGACUACCUGGACGAUUGCGACAUUUCUGAGACUACUGCUGCGCAGUGGCCCACUUACACGAACACUGUCGUCGCCUACAUCCCAAUCCUGCCUUCUGCCACUGCAUUUCAGCCACUUGCACCAGGACCAGGACCAGGACCAAGGCCACCGCGACCGCGACCGCCACCGCCUCCUACAGCAGCUCCUCAUCGCCCUCCUGUGGCCCGCAGACCUCAAGAGGAUGACCAUCCAGGUCUCGAGCGUCUUCCAGGGGCAAGAAAUGAGAUGGUCACGGGCGUGCCUUACAAAUGCUCUGGGGACGGAGACGUUACUCGCUUUCAAAGCAUGCUCGUAGGCUCGGACAAGGUUUUGGCUCUCAUUGCAGAUUCUCUUCAAGGCAAAUCAAGCAUCUUCAAAGUCUUUGUGGGGCUCCUCUUUUCAGAUCGCCGGAUACGAGUCAGUCGCAGAGCGAACACAACCCGCUGGCCGAUCGUGGCCAAGAUUGGAGAGUUUGUGGUGGAUGCAGAGAACGGCAAAAGAAGAACCGUCUUCCUGGUAGAUAUCCCAGGACUCGGAGGCCAGGGCAUGCUCUCGCAGCCGAAUGGUUGGGCAGAAAAUGACGCCAGAGUGCUACUUGACAAGCUUCGCAGCUGGAUUGGAGUCAUCUACUACAUUCGGCGCACUCCCUUUCUUGACGAUGCUGCCACCAGACUGCGCCAAAUCCAAAAUAUAUGUGGAGACGAAAUCGACAUUCGUUACAUCCACAACUACGACGGAUUCAGCGACCGCCCGCAGGAACAUGAAGAGCAUCGUGCAGACUUUGUAAAUGCGCUACCACCGAACACUCCCAUCAUUCAGUGUACCGUGGUGCGGGACCCUGACUCGACUAAAGAAGAACGCGACCGUCAUGACGACGUGGCAUUACUUCGGGAGUGGAGGUCUGAAAUUUCGCCAGAGGCGCUGCGAUCCAACGCAGGCACAUUCGCCGACCGACAGAGAAGGUCAGCUCCGCAAGAUGCUCAGCGAGAUGCUCAGCAGGCGGGCCAUGCACAUGAUGCCGCAGUCCGGCGGGGUGCCUGGAGCACGACAUUUACGGGCGUACUGACCUACCUCCCUGGAGCGCCGUGGUGGAGCCCCUACCUUGGACCAUCUCUGACGACCAGCAUUGGAGUCAUCGGCGCGGUAGCCGUAGCUAUCUCUGUCGGUGUCGGAGCCGGGGCCUACUACGUUGCUUGUUAUCAACACACAAUCUGCGGCGCGCUGCCCCAGCCUGAACGCAUCGUUUCUGAGUCCUUGUCCCUAUUCCUUGUCGCCAGCUACGCAGUUCCACGCGCACUGUCACACGCCACGAUAUCAUGUAGAUAAAUAGUCAUCCCCUGAGUCGAGUCGAGUCAUGC
Ceraceosorus guamensis is the source of this 2624-nucleotide messenger RNA. RefSeq lists its product as hypothetical. NCBI's taxonomy places the organism in Eukaryota, Fungi, Basidiomycota, Exobasidiomycetes, Ceraceosorales, Ceraceosoraceae. The transcript has a single exon. The record is from RefSeq and is a predicted model, not a curated record. The coding region runs from base 364 to 2592 and encodes 742 amino acids.